Penicillium canariense is the source of this 318-nucleotide messenger RNA. RefSeq lists its product as uncharacterized. NCBI's taxonomy places the organism in Eukaryota, Fungi, Ascomycota, Eurotiomycetes, Eurotiales, Aspergillaceae. Bases 1 to 318 code for a protein of 105 amino acids. The transcript has a single exon. The record is from RefSeq and is a predicted model, not a curated record.
AUGGUUGCCGCGACUUUAGCGGUGCUGGCGGCCAUGACCCUGACCACAUGCCAGUACCUCCAUAUUGCCGCAUGCUACGCGAAGUGGGCAACGACCCUCACCGCUGCCAUGGUCUACUUUGGCUAUUCUUUCUACGACAUCAUCAAGAGAGACGCCCUCCGAAACGCAAAUGAGAUGCAGCAGCUGACGAAUACGGUCUCCUUGGGUAACAACGACGUGGAUGCCGCCGUCCGACGGUUGGAACACGAGCGGACCACACAAGCCUACGACCGAUGGAAGCAAGAAGCGCCAGUUCUCUGGCUCCGAUGUCAUUCAUAA